AGGAGAGGAGCCGUUUAUUCAGCAGCUGAAUGAAGGACGGAGCGGAGGGAAGGAUAAACACAUAGAUGAGAACAGGAUGAGUGAAUGAAUGAAUGAACGGAUCCUGACCCGGGCUUCCAGAGAACCGAACCGGAUUUGGACGUCAUUCCACGCUGCGCCGACCCAGUAGAAGCCAGUAGAGUCCAGUGAAGUCCAGGCAGCAUCAGCAGAAAUGGCUCCAGCAGCCAUGUCUGUGCCUCCGUCCUCUCUCAACUCCCCCUGCCUCUCCCGCCUCUCCUCAUCCCUCCUCUUCUUCCUCCUCUCCUCUUUUCUCCUCCUGUCAUGUCCUGGAUCGGUGCAUGGAGGUUCACCUGAGAAAAACUGCUCAGCUAGUGGAGACCCCUGUCAGGAAGGAGUGGUACUGCCUGUGUGGAACCCACAGAACCCCUCUGUAGGGGACAAAGUGGCACGGGCCAUUGUUUACUUCGUAGCACUUAUCUAUAUGUUCCUGGGCAUGAGCAUUAUAGCGGAUCGAUUCAUGUCUUCUAUAGAGGUCAUAACCUCCCAGGAGAAGGAGAUCACUAUAAAGAGGCCAAAUGGUGAGACCACCACAGCCACGGUCAGGAUCUGGAAUGAGACCGUUUCUAAUCUCACUCUAAUGGCCUUGGGUUCUAGUGCCCCCGAGAUACUGUUGUCUGUUAUUGAGGUGUGUGGUCACGGUUUUGAGGCAGGCUCUCUGGGGCCCAGCACCAUUGUGGGCAGCGCUGCUUUCAACAUGUUCGUCAUCAUCGCCCUGUGUGUGUACGUGGUUCCCGACGGCGAGACUCGAAAAAUCAAACACCUGCGGGUGUUCUUCGUCACGGCAGCUUGGAGUGUCUUCGCCUACAUCUGGCUAUACCUGAUUCUGAGUGUGUUUUCCCCCGGAGAGGUGGAGGUAUGGGAGGCGGUGCUGACCUUCCUGUUCUUCCCCCUCUGCGUGGUCCAGGCCUGGGUGGCCGACCGUCGCCUCCUCUUCUACAAGUAUGUCCGCAAGCGUUACCGCGCUGACAAGAACCGGGGCAUCAUCAUCGAGACCGAGGGGAGCGCGGACGGAGGGAUAGGAGGUAUGGACGGAGGAGGGGGAGGGGCGCUGGGUCCUGGAGGCUUCACCAAGAUGGAUAUGUUGGAGCUGGAUGGACAGAUGGCGCUGAACUGUCACAGUGGGAUGGAUGGAGGGAUGAUGGAGGAGGGAGGAGCGAAGGAUGAGGAGGACGAGGCCAGGAGGGACAUGGCGAGGACGCUGAAGGAGCUGAAGCAGAGGCAUCCGGACAAAGACAUGGAGCAGCUGAUUGAGAUGGCUAACUAUCAGGUCCUGAUGCAGCAGCAGAAGAGCAGAGCGUUCUACCGUAUCCAGGCAACCAGGAUGAUGAUCGGAGCUGGCAACAUCCUCAAGAAGCACGCUGCCGACCAGGCUCGCAAGGUGGUGAGCAGCCAUGAGACCCAGGCCCAGGAGGACGACCCCCACACCGUCAGGAUGGAGUUUGAACCCCCUUUGUACCAGUGCUUUGAAAACUGUGGCUCCCUGAAACUAACCGUUGCCAGACACGGAGGAGACCCUGGAGUUACUGUCAAGGUGGAUUAUCGCACAGAGGACGGUACAGCAAACGCAGGUUCAGAUUAUGAGUUUGCCGAGGGAACGCUGCUGUUUAAGCCCGGAGAGACCCUCAAAGAGAUCACAGUGGGAGUGAUUGACGACGACAUCUUUGAGGAGGAUGAGUAUUUCUAUGUCCACCUCAGUAACCCUCGGGUGGUUGGUUAUCCUGAGAUUGGCACCGCCCCACUGGAUGCCAGCGCCACGCCCAAAGCCGUGCUGGGUGACAACCACACGGCCACAGUGACCAUCUACGAUGACGAUCAUGCAGGUAUCUUUACCUUUGAGAGUGCCAGUCAGAGGGUGAGUGAGAGCGUAGGCGUGAUGGAGGUGAAGGUGCUGAGGACUUCUGGGGCCCGAGGCCUGGUGGCCGUCCCCUAUCGCACUGUGGAUGGCACGGCUAAAGGAGGGGAGGACUACGAACUGGCCUCCGGCAAGCUGGAGUUUCAGAAUGACGAAACCAUGAAGAUCAUCGAGGUGAAGAUUAUUGAUGAUGAAGAGUAUGAGAAGAACAAGGCCUUCACCAUUGAGCUGGGAGAGCCCGUUCUGCUGGAGAUCGGCCAGAAACACGGUGACUCCAAUGAGAACAAGCCAUUGGUGGGAGCAGAGGAGGAGGAGGUGGCCAAGAUGGGCUGUCCCAGUCUGGGCGAACACACACAAGUCGAGGUGGUCAUAGAGGAGUCCUACGAGUUUAAGAGUACGGUAGAUAAGUUGAUCAAGAAGACAAACCUGGCCCUGGUGGUGGGGAGCAGCAGCUGGAGGGAGCAGUUUGUCAGUGCCGUUACUGUCAGCGCAGGGGACGACGACGAGGAGGAGAGCGGCGAGGAGCGGCUGCCGUCCUGCUUCGACUACAUCAUGCACUUCCUCACCGUCUUCUGGAAGGUCCUGUUCGCCUUCGUCCCGCCCACGGAGUACUGGAACGGCUGGGCCUGCUUCAUCGUCUCCAUAUCGCUCAUCGGCAUCCUGACGGCGGUCACUGGCGAUCUGGCGUCACACUUUGGCUGCACGAUAGGACUGAAGGACUCGGUGACGGCUGUGGUGUUCGUGGCGCUGGGAACAUCGGUGCCAGACACAUUCGCCAGCAAGGUCGCCGCCAUCCAGGACCAGUACGCUGAUGCUUCCAUCGGCAACGUCACCGGCUCCAACGCCGUCAACGUCUUCCUCGGCAUUGGCGUGGCGUGGACCAUCGCCGCCGUCGCCUGGCGCUCCAAGGGCAAGUCCUUCAAGGUGGACCCGGGAAACCUGGCCUUCUCCGUCACCCUCUUCACCAUCCUGGCCGUGGUGUGCGUGACCACGCUGCUGUACCGCCGACGGGCGUCGGUGGCCGGCGGCGAGCUCGGCGGGCCGCGGACUUGCAAGGUGCUCACAUCGCUGCUGUUCGUCUCGCUGUGGCUGAUUUACAUCCUGCUGGCUUCACUGGAGGCCUACUGCCAUUUACCAGUGUUUUAAAUGGAGAGGAGAGGGGAGGGAGAGAGACCCACUGCCAAUAUGAAGAGAGAGAGGGAGGAACGGAGGAGUGUUCAAAGAGGAACGGGACGAGGAGAGACGGCGAAUGCAAACCAAUUUUCUACGUCUUUUUUCUCUUUGCUUUUAUUUCUGUCACUGUUAUGAAACUCUCCAAUUGUAAUUGUAUAAUUGGAGAAUUAGGAGCUCAUAAUUAGGAGCUCUUUUAUUAAAGGAGACCUGCCAUUGAUCCAGUGACGAAGAAAUUUCUAGGAUGCAUAGAGACUCUAAAUUAAGAAUUAUUUAACAUAAAGCAUUAAUGAAAAAAAAAAAUGUAAAGAGCACUUUUGUGUAGUUUCCUCAAUCACUGCUCAUCACCAGUGGACAACACUGUCUAAUAGUUAAUAAAAAGGCUAAUAUUCUUCCAGUAUACUGCCAAACCAGCAGGACAGAAGAAGAGCUGAGGGGGGAAAAGAAGGCGAAGAAGAAGGAUAAGGCUGAAAGGAAGAAGAGAGAAAGUGGGAGAGGAAGCUGGAGGCAACAAAACCAGAGACAAGUCUGUCUCUAGAAAAAAGCUGACAUUAAAAAAAGUAAAAGAAGAAGAAGAGACUGGCAGAAAUAUUUUACACCCCCUCCUCACUCUCUCUCGCUCCCUCCGUCUUCGCCGACACAGGAACGGUGGAGCCUCCCGCUACACCCGCUGAACUUUAAUACUAUCAGUGACUUAUUACUUUCAACCCCUCCUCCCCCAACUGUACACACACACACACACACACACACACACACACACACACACACACACACUUUGGGGCCCUCAGGUGAAUCUGCGGAGGAGGACCACUCACUAACUUGCAGGGCGAACAGGCAAGAUAAAAACUGACAACCUCUUUUUGUCUCUUUUUUCCUUCUCUUCAUGAAUACACUGUGCGAAAUCGUCCUUCCACCCUACGACAGACACCGUCCACUCCCACACCCCCCUCCAUCCCUCCCUCUUGCCUUACUCUGACCUCCCCUGUAGGAAUCGUCUCAAAGUUGUGAUAAUGAACCGUCGUAGUCGCCGCCAACCGAUCCUCUGUUUAAUUGAGCCAAUCCCAAGUCCCUCUCCUCUCACGCCAAUCAGCAGCCUCGUUUAUCCCGUGAAGGGAUCCCCUCCCCCUUUUUUUUCUAAACUUUUCAAUGGCGUCACGUGUUGAUGUUGUUACCGUGCAAUUGUAAAAAAAAAAAAAAUUAAAAAAGAUGUAUAAAUUUAGUAUACAGAGAGAUGCAGAUAAAUAAGAUUAAAGCAGGUGGUUUGAAAGAAGAUUAGCACCUGGAGGAACUCUCAGAUGCGGGAUGGAGAAACAAAAGAGAUGUUUGAUAAGCGGAGCGAAGAUUCGAAACAAAAGCCUGGAGGACCAACAGGCGAGCAGUCCACCUAGUAGUUGUCUUUCUUGCGAUGAAGAAGCAUUGUGCACUACACAUUGUGAGGUACACUGUUUACACUCUGAAGUUGCAUUCAAUGUCGGGGAUACAAACACGUGAACAAGCAGAGCCGGAGCCCAACAGGACAUUAACGAGCAAAACAAAGGCAGGACCAAUCAGAAUGAAGCAUCUCACUGGUCGUGACCUUGACUGCGACUAAGAAGAGGACGGCGAUGGCGGUGUUGUUGAUGACAAAUCAAAACUGUGACCAUACCCAGUGUUUCUAAAUGUACAUGACGAUAUAAGAAACUUUUAUUGAUGUGUGUGAGAAAACACUGCUGUGUAAUUUGUGUGAAGUCCCCCUCUUUGUAAGGAAAACCCUGGAGAAGGAAGAGGAAGAGCCACGUGCCCAUGGAGGCAUUUUAAGGAAACUCGUCACAAGGGGAAGGAAAAAAGGCUGCACGGCUGAUGGCGAACGCAAAACCAGAGAUGACUCACAGGCGGCGAGAGGAGCUGAGUCCUCUGAGGGGAGUAUCGCGUGACUGCUCUGCAGAGGUUGUGACAUUGGGAAGGUUUCUUUGUACUCAAAACAAAAAAUCACAAUUCUCCGUUAUCCAAAGAUUUAAUAGAAGAACAGCGUCACAGAUCACCGUUCAUGCUCAGUGCACAGUUUCACCUUGCAGUCCCACAAGCUGUCGAGCUGGUUCAAAAAAGUUUCACUUCACAAAGGUGUUCACACUAAGCAGAAAUGUGCUCAAGCAUUGGUUUUAUUUAUGGCUGUAUGAGUCUGCGUCAAAAGCUGUGCUAUUUAUUUUGUUUUUGUGAAGUUUGUUGACUCAGGCAUGGUGUGGAAGUGCAAGGAAGACAUCAGGAUUGCUUAAAAUGAGAAUAUUAUGACACGUGACACAUGAAAUUAACCAUUUUGCUAUGUUUGUCUGUCAAACCCAGGUUUGCAUUAUAUCUGUGUUAGUACCCUGCCCUGCCCAGGGGGCUGCACAGAAGGGAUGGCAUAUGGCUUGUCAGUGCAGAUGAUUGUUAAAUGCAUUCGCCUUGUUAACAGCAGCAUAGAGGGAACAACGCUGCACACAAUGCUGUUUGUAAACUUCAAAGAAAAUCCUCAGAGAAAACAAUAAUUUAGCUUUUUGUUUCAUCCCUGUUCACCAAGAGAAAAAUGAGGCUGAAAACAACAAUUUACCUGCCCACCAUCCGCCUUGUUAAAUAUGGACAAAUUACCCGCUGCUCCCAGCCCAAAGUAAAUGCAGGCCUUACAAAGCCAGCUCAGUCGUGACCAGGCUAAACAAACACAAGCCAGCGCAGCCUUGCUAAGGUCAGCGCUUGUACAAAUGGAAGAUAAGUGGCAGUUUUGGAGCAGAGGGGCAUUGAUCUGUCGGGGCGAAAAUGCUCGUAUGUGUUAGCCCUCUCCUCAAACGCGACAUUUUAAAUGCCACACCGGUUCCUUUCACUUUCUGGCGCCUGUGAAGGAAAGAAGAAAGUUAAAUAUUCCAAACUUCAAUGGUGGAAAAUCAUUUGAGAACGACCGUUUUCCAGCCCAGAGUGACACUAUCAGCUGAUGUGAGGGAAGCUCAGCCACGGUUCAUUGAUGGAAGGGGUUUGGCCUCCUGCCAUGAGUCUCUCGCUGUAUUUCAAAGGGGUAUUUCUUGGCUGCAAAUAUUUAACAUUGCUGUCUAUGAAUUAGACAGUUAGACGGGGGCAUGCCCAGAGCUCCCCCCCUCACAGACGAGCUGCUCUGGAGCUCGUCAGUCUUGCUCAAAGACUCUUCAGCACGUUAUUUGCUUGCAGGGCCGUAGCCAGGAUUGUGGGAGUGCUGAGGUCCCCCCAUCAAUGCAGACCCUCCACAGAUAACUUUGUCAACCUUUCCCAAAAUAUAUAUAUAUAUUUCCAGGCAAUUUUAUUUCCCUUUAUGCUUUUUUGGUGGCCUGAAGAUAAAAUUUCAAUAUAAUGAGACUAGCAAAACUAAGACUCUACAGUCAUGCUAGCAGCUCAUUGAAGCUAAAUUUAGCCACUACAGUAAUUUCAGCUAUAAGCUAAUGCCAGCAUGUUAACAUGCAAUAAUGACAACGCUAACAUGCUGAUCUUCGGUAUGUAUAAUGUUUACGAUGGUCAUGAUCUUAGCUUAGCAUGCCAACAUUUGCUUAUUAGCACUGAUGGGAACGUGGCUGAUUCGAAUGUCAUUAGCUUUGAAGUUUUGACCACAGGAUGGCACGAGAGGAAAAGUGAAGGGAUCACUAAAGAGAUUGCAAACAAUCCUGUGGGGAAUAUGAAUGUCAGUACCAGGCGUCAUGGCGACACAUUCAAAAUUUGUUGAGCCGUUUCACUCAAAACCGCAAAUGUGAGCCUCAUGGUGGCAGCAGAUGGAUGAGGCUUACCAGCGUCGUUAGGAUUCACCCCUCUGGUUACAUGAAUGUUUGGACUAAACUUCAUGGCAAUCUAUCCAACAGCUGAAGAGAUAUAACUGACAUUGUCAUCUCUAGCGCUAGUGUGGCUAAAACACUGAAAUCAAAGUGCAAAAUACCCAGUAUGGGAAAAAUGUUGUCCCCCCUCAUUCAUUUCUAAUAUUCCCUGAAAUAACACAAAAGACACGACCUCAGUGUCCCAAAUCGUAGCUGCAGGCCUGGGCACUUGUUAAACAUGAUGGUCGACUCUGUACCGUCCAGCUGACUAACCGUCCAGAUCCCGUCAUCGUGUCUGUAACGUGCAAUUCACCAUAAGACGCAGGAGUAAACCCACCACGGAGAAGGUCAUCAGCCGGUCGCUCACGGCCCGCUGAGACGCCGGGAUGCGUGCCGGGCCAAACUGCUCUUCUCAAUGACUUAAGCUUCUGUAACAGUUUCCAGUUUUAAGAAUGAGUGGGCCGGAUAAUAGUGCUGCUGACGCCACAGGAACACAAGAAUACUGGGACUGAUUUAGAAAUGUUUUAAAAGGUUGAUAAGCCUUGCUGGAGCACGGCUGAGUGUGUCUCUGUGCGUCUGUGUGUGUGUGUGUGUGUGUGUGUGUGUGUGUGUGUGUGUGUGUGUGUGUGUGUGAGCAUGCUGUCGAAGUGAGUGAAGAAAUGCAAGUGUAUUUUUAGUCUCUUGCCUGUUGCUUAGCGACCAUCUAUCUGUAAGCCGUUGUCUUCUUGACUGUUGCUGGCGUGUGUGAGUGUGUGUGUGUGUGUGUGUCAUUCUCUUUUGAUGUUUCCCACUUUGUCUGCUUGCCCUUCUUUUUGUGAAUGUGACUACAGUUUCUCAUUCAUGAAUUUCAACCUAUAUUACUGAUCAAACGCUCAUUUUUUUUUCGACAUGUGUGUUUCUUUUAUGUUCCUCGUGCCUCCCAUUGUUUGCAUGUGCAUCCGUUGUGUGUAGAACUGCAUGUGUAUUUGUGCCUUUGUGUGAGUGUGUUUGUGUGUGUGGGUUGGUGUUGUAAUCUCCUUAUAAGGGCUCGCCCUGUGUGUCCCUGGCUGAAGCCCAUACACUAGAUUAAUGAAUUAGAAUGCCAACCUGACCCACAGUAAAAAAGCCUGGAAAUUGGAUUCCCUCCUCUGUGUGUGUGUGUGUGUCAGGCAGGUAGAUUGUACCUGGUACUCUCCCUAUCCAGGUGUGUGUGCACUUGUGGAAUAAGAUCUGUUCAACCUCGAUUCCAAAAAAGUUGGGAGAAAGCAAUCAUUUGCAGUCAUAAUUGGUUGAUGCGGAUGCACACCCACUUAGGUGGUGUUAAUUUAUGUACAGGCACUGUACAUGCAGAAACAUGGAGGAUCAAUAAGAAGAUCAAUCAAGUAAUACACAUACACACACACAGAAAUCCUAGCUGUACUCAGUGGCUUUGGCAUUUUUGAAUCUCUGCAGUCUAUGAAAUGAAAAUAUGUGAUUUCCCACUAAUGUUACACUUCAACUUAAGUAGAAAAUGACUACAAUGGUGGUCUGAGAUGAAAACUGUCAUGUAUUUCUUUCCUUCUCUCUGUAAGUGUACAAGUAUGUGACUGCUAGAUUGAUUUACUGUGCAUUUGCGUGUGUGUAUGUGUGUGUGUGUGUGUGUGUGUGUUAGGGGUGUCUAGAGACAUCACUACCAGUACCAGUAUCUGAGUUUGAGAUAUAAAGAUUAUUUGUUUAAGGUUUUAAGACACAUAAUGUGAAGGAUUUGGUUUCUGAAUACAGAAAUAAUGCUGAACACGGCAGUAAACUUCCAGUAUUUCCAUAAACAACGUUGUUGUACUUUCAGAUUUGGACACAUCCUGUGUGUGUGUGUGUGAGUGUGAGUGACAGAGUUUUAAUGCGUGUUAAUCAGCCACUAUCUAUUUAUCAGUGUUUUUUUUAUUUUGUACCCUUUUCUCCCUCCCUCUCUCUCAACUAUUAGCCACUCUAUUGCUCUCUACCUUCUAAAUAUUUAUAUAUUUUACCACUUUAUACUCUUCAUUUUAUUCAUGUAUCAUGCAGCCCUGUUUAUGAGGUCACAAAGUGCUUUUGAUAUAAAUAUCUGGUGUUUUUCAUUUUUUUUCAUGUAUUUUAUUAUUGUUAUUAUAUUAUUGUACUUUUGGUUGCAUUUGUUUCCAUUUUGUGUUGUUUUGGUGAUUUGUUUCGUUUUAAAAAAGAAGCCCUCGGAGAGUAGAGCAGCAAAUUAGCAUAGUAAGAAAUUACAAUGAGUGUGCUCUUAUCCUUUUUAUUGUGAGUGUGUGUGUGAGUGUGUGCGUGAGUGGGCGCGUUCAUUUCUUAGUAUCAUUCCAUCCAUGAGCGUGUCGAUGCAUGAAUUAAACUCAUUCUGAAUACAGUGUUGAUGUUGGAAAUGUUGUAGUAAAGAGUAAAGUAUUUUUAAAUGCUGAACAUUACAUGAAAAACGAUAUAGAUGUUUACAAAGACCAAACUUUUCUUUUCUCUCUCUCUCUCUUUUUUUCUCAAAGAUGAAAUAAAACUUG
Molecule: messenger RNA, 9359 nt
Organism: Chelmon rostratus (copperband butterflyfish)
Lineage: Eukaryota; Metazoa; Chordata; Actinopteri; Chaetodontiformes; Chaetodontidae
Gene: slc8a4b
Product: solute carrier family 8 member 4b
Exons: 16
Coding region: 212-3058 (948 amino acids)
Biological process (GO): calcium ion import across plasma membrane; sodium ion transmembrane transport; cell communication
Cellular component (GO): postsynapse; axon; sarcolemma
Molecular function (GO): calcium:sodium antiporter activity
Source: RefSeq, a predicted model, not a curated record